AUGCUGCCAACACGAGCGCUAUGCGCGCGCUCAGUCUGGAAGGGCCCUCACAUCGUCCCGCUCCCUAUCGUCCGCGUCAAGGCCGGCGAGCGCGCGCCUCCAAUCAAGACGCAGGCGCGCUCCGCUGUCAUCCUACCCAACUUCGUCGGCUUCAAGUUCAUGAUCCACAACGGCAAGACUUAUACCGAUGUUACCAUCACUGAGGACAUGGUCGGCUACAAGCUCGGCGAGUUUGCAUCGACGAGGAAGAAGUUCUCGUACAAGCAGACCAAGAACAAAUAA
Molecule: messenger RNA, 282 nt
Organism: Lasiodiplodia theobromae
Lineage: Eukaryota; Fungi; Ascomycota; Dothideomycetes; Botryosphaeriales; Botryosphaeriaceae
Product: Ribosomal protein S19/S15
Exons: 4
Coding region: 1-282 (93 amino acids)
Biological process (GO): translation; ribosomal small subunit assembly
Cellular component (GO): cytosolic small ribosomal subunit; ribosome
Molecular function (GO): structural constituent of ribosome; RNA binding
Source: RefSeq, a predicted model, not a curated record